AUGCACGACAGCGACCGUUACGAGCUUGUGAAGGACAUCGGAUCGGGGAACUUCGGUGUUGCGAGGUUGAUGAGGGACAAGCAGACCAGGGAGCUCGUAGCCGUGAAGUAUAUCGAAAGGGGCGAGAAGGUCAGCCUGCUAGGCGGAUACUACAAGUUUUAAGUUUAUUUUGACGCGUCGUCUUCCUGUUUUAAUAACAAUUCCUAGAGCUGCAGAUUACAGGGGCUUUCCCGUUCCUUUUUUUCCCCCUCCCGUUCUCAUUUUUUUUUCUCUUUUUGAACGAAUAGUUUGCAUGGAGAUGGUUUGAUGAGAGUUGACCUUGAGUUGGACGAAGAAGUUUAUCAAUUUCUUCUCGCUUCUCUAACUUCUGGCAUUUAUCGGGUAUCUGGGCUGUGGCCAUUCAAAGUGGUCAUUCUUUUUGUUUAUAAGUUUUCUAUAUAUUUGAACUUUUAUCCAUUUUCUGGUAAAUUUAUUAUUUUCUGCCUGCCUCGUCUAUUCUGUCUUUUCAGACUUCUGGCAUGAUUCUUGAGGAUGGAAACGAAAACUAGUUUAUCCUUUUCCUCGGGAUGUGCAGAGAGAUACUUCUUUAGUUUUCUUUCUUGUUCUUGCAAACCUUAUACUUUUGAUGCUUCAAGAGGCCAUGCGGAUGGAUAAAGCGACAGACACACUGCAAUAAGAUGCGUGAUAUCUGAAUUAAUGGGCGAUUAAUCGCUUUGCCGCUUUUUUGGUCGCUUGUUUGUACUCGGGUUUUUUAUAACAUUUUCUCUCAGAGAUUUAAAAGUAAGGGAAUUCCCAGCAUGGAACGUGAUGGUUGUUUGCAUGCUUUAAGUUCAUGGUAGCAGCUUUUAUAUUAUUUACUUUUUUAUUGGAUGUGAUUCUAAUUGUCCGUCUGUUGCACUCUCCAGAUAGAUGAAAAUGUGCGAAGAGAGAUUAUUAACCACAGGUCGUUAAGGCACCCUAACAUUGUUAGGUUCAAAGAGGUAUCUUCGUAGAUGUGACAUAACAGGAAUACUUCAGUGUUCCGUCAACUAAUCCCUUAAAUUCAUUUCAGGUCAUUUUAACGCCGACACAUUUGGCCAUUGUAAUGGAGUAUGCUUCUGGCGGCGAAUUAUUUGAACGCAUCUGCAAUGCCGGGCGCUUUAGUGAGGAUGAGGUUGCUUCUUGAAUCCGUCAACAAUACACGGUGUGAUAACAUUUUCUUCUUCCUGGUCCUUAGCCUUUGUGAACGACACAUUGUUUCACUGCAGGCUCGGUACUUUUUCCAGCAGCUCAUAUCAGGAGUUAGCUACUGCCAUUCAAUGGUAUUUGCAUAAAAAAACCUGGAGAGACAAUGUUCAGACUAAUUUGUCUUAUGAGAAGCUGUGGAUGAUAAGUUGUUUUCUUCCCUGGGUUUGUUUUGAAGCAAGUAUGCCAUCGAGACCUUAAGUUGGAGAACACACUAUUGGAUGGAAGUCCUGCUCCUCGUUUAAAGAUAUGCGAUUUUGGGUACUCCAAGGUACUAUUGGUAGCACAGACAGGACAUACGAUUUUGAUUUAUAUAUCUGAUGUCUUCUUUGUUGUACUUGGUUGCUGUGGUGCAAAUGUUGAACACCUUUGUUCCACAUUCUUUGGUUUCGCUCAAAAUUUCUCUGCCAUUGAUUAGCUUGUAUUUUAAUUUUCAGUCAUCUUUGUUGCAUUCUCAACCAAAAUCAACCGUUGGGACGCCUGCAUACAUUGCUCCUGAAGUUCUACUAAAGAAAGAGUAUGAUGGCAAGGUAAAGUGGCUUUUACUGGCACACUCGUGUCCUUAUUUUUGCCAUCUUUUUCAUGUAUAUUAUGAUGACGGCACCUCACUUAACUGGGAAGCCUGUGCAAAUGAGAAUCUGCAACCGUUAUGUGCAUGCAUUCUAUUGCUUCCUGCAGAAUGAUGUCAAUAAUAUGCUCUUCGUAAAGAAAGUCGGGUGAUUAUUUUCUGUAUCUUUUUAUUUCCUCCACCAAUGGCGCUGCUAAAUUUUCUAGAGUGAAUUUAUAACUGCGAUAAUAGAAAUGAAUGGCUUGGUAAAUUAGUUUCGCAUUCUCUGUGCAUGAUGGUCUUCACUGCUUACUGUUGGGAGUUUAGGGGGGGGGCGGUACUGGUGGUUUGACCGAAGGAGAUGUUGUUAAGGAUUUACUCCUGGGAUGAAUGAGUCUACUAGGUUUAGUACCCUGGGGAUAUCUUCUGAAGGAUAGAAGGUUCAGUGUGCUUAACAUUUCAGAACACCUAACGAUGUGAGAACCCAUUGAUGUCUGUUUGAUUAAGCCUGAUUUAAUCAAUCUUUAGUUGUUUGAGACCCUUCUUGUUCUUGAGUUUGAAUAGGCCUUCGUCUGAAGUUAGAACCAUUCCUACGCAAGGCGCUCACCUUUAUUUUCAAACAUAAAGCGGGCUUGGCACACAGAUUGGACUCUGCCCUAGGUUAAAAAUCUUCCAUUUUUUUUCAUCAACAUUGAGAUGCCAAACCUACUCCAAGAUUGGCAUCGAAAUGGUCCCUUUUAUUCUAAAAACUGGUGCACGUAUGUUUUUGAAUAUAUAUAUAUAUAUAUAUAUAUAUACGCGUAGAAGAUGCAUAUAUGCAUAAGCAUACUCACACUAUUCGCGAUGCAAGGGGGAUGCACAUCUGAACAAUUCAAAUGGAGGUACCAUUGUGAAAUGCCAUCUCAUAGAGACGAUAAUCUAUCUAGUCCCCCCCACCUGGUUAUACUUUUGGGCUCUCUUGGGUUUUUGUUAAGGAGGGCGAGUAACAGUCAACCUGUCAUUCGUCGUCCGAAGACUUUUGGGUCUCUCUUCUGUACUGGGAUCUAUGCAGAGCUUUUAUUGUGUACAGUAAGAAUAUUUUGUAGUCACCGCUGAUUCUCUGGGUGAGGUGAAGCAUCAUCCCCGUAGAAUAUAUAGCUUGAUUUGUUAACAGGAUCUUCUAGAUUCUUGGAGACAUCUCGUUGACACGUAUAUCUUCCAUAGAAGCAUGAUCCUAUGCUUCUUCAUGCGUUCAAUGCAGAUUGCAGAUGUGUGGUCCUGCGGAGUCACUUUGUACGUCAUGCUAGUCGGUGCAUACCCCUUUGAGGAUCCAGAGGAGCCCAAGAACUUCAGGAAGACUAUAGAGGUAUCUACCUGUUAUGAUCGUUGGUUCGAUUCAACGUCGUCAGAAGAAAAUUAUGUUGACCCAUCCAUUCUUUUUAUUUUUAUUUCAGAGGAUAUUAAGUGUUCAGUAUUCGAUCCCAGACGACGUCCACAUAUCCCCCGAGUGUCUGGACUUGAUCCAGAGGAUCUUCAUCGCCAAUCCGGCCUUGGUCCGUUGACUCUUUUCCCACCCACAUGAUUGAUCAAUCACACUAUUCUUUUCCCCAAGUCGCAUGGAAGUUUUCUGGACAAACCUGCCUGAUCGCCAUGCAUUUCGUCAAAACAAUGCUUCUGAAUCCCCAAUCUUGGAUCUUCUCUCUUCUAUCCUCCGUUGACUUUUUUGUAUGGAUCCGCCGCCGUGUGGUUGUGGUUGCGGCUGUGGUUGGUUGCAGAGAAUAACGAUUCCGGAGAUCCAGAACCACAAGUGGUUCCUGAAGAACCUCCCCGCCGACCUCAUGGACGAGAACACGCUGAGCAACCAGUUCGAGGAGCCGGAGCAGCCGAUGCAGGGCAUGGAGGACAUCAUGCAGAUCGUCUCGGAGGCCACCGUGCCGGCGCCCGGGGUCAACCACCACCUCGGCGCUGACCUUGAUCUCGACGACGACAUGGACGACCUCGAGUCUGACCCCGAGCUGGAUAUCGACAGCAGCGGGGAGAUUAUCUACGCCAUGUGA
Messenger RNA from Spirodela intermedia, 3807 nucleotides. NCBI's taxonomy places the organism in Eukaryota, Viridiplantae, Streptophyta, Magnoliopsida, Alismatales, Araceae. The record is from the annotation of a GenBank genome assembly.